UGAAAAAAAUUCAUAAAUAUCGUAAUGGCUAAAAGAAAUGAUUCACACCACGAUAUGUAAAUAAUGCUCGACAAAAGAUUCAUUAUUGCCGUCAAGGCACAUCAUUCGGUCUCCAGUCUGUCGAUUGAAAAUAUUUACAAGAUAUAAAGAAAAUAAUUACAAGAAAUAGAGACCCGUGAUUUUGGCACAUGACAAUCUCGUUGAUGUACGCAAUUAGAUAUGGGCGCAUUCCUUGAAAAUUCAAUGUUUCUUUUCAUGGACGACUCAGAACCCAUCUUGCCAAUCUUCCGAUCCACCGAGUACGGCAAUGCAGGCAGGGUUGUGGAAUUAGCAGACGUCGGCUGCGAUACGGAAACCACGUUUCCUAUACAUUUUCCACAUGGUGCGUUUGAUCGACGUCGCGGAGGAGCCGAAAGCCUCAGAUCGACUCGCAGAAUCACCAAAUGGCUCCACGAACGACCGAACAGCUUUACUCGAAGAGUUAGCGACUUAAAUAAUAAUGACGACAGAAAUGGGAAUUACAUCCGAGGGAAAAUGCGACAAAACGUUUGCAAUUACGAUGAAGAGCCUGAUGCGAAUUUCAACAAUUCGUAUACGGAAAAUUCUUAUGACCUCGAACUAUCGAAAAACAACCUCGCAGUUGAAGAAGAUAAUUAUAUCCAAUUUGUAAAUCCUCAAAAUGCAAUCGCACGUUCUCGUAGGGAACGUGUUUCGCGAUACGAUUAUUCGAGAGAUCUUGAGCCUCCAUUUAAGCAAAGUAUCCACGUACCUCUAAGAAAAAAUAUUUCUCCGCAAUGGCUUGCCGAGAGCGACAAAAAGAAUCUCUGUGAAAUUCAUAACACCGAUAUUCAAUCAGGCGAACGCAAAAAACGAACAAAAAUCCUUUCGAGAACCAAUGGAAGCUUCAAUCGCGAAGCGGAACUCGAGCAGCCUCGCGAUAUAACGAUGUAUCGCGAACAAGAUGAUCUUCCCAAUGUCGUUGAUCCCGUCGCACCUUCAAAACAAAUGUUUUGGGAUUUCAUUUCAUUCGAAAACGAUUUGGAAUGUGAAGACACAACUUUUUACAAUCCAACGAAGACAAAACAUCACGGCGGGUUGCAGAAAAUGGCGCCGCGCAGGAGAAGAUCGUACAUCUUCAAUUCACAACCGAAACGCACAAAUGUUGUUGAUUCGGACGGAGAAGAGUUCAAUGAAACGGUUAAAAAAAACAGUCGAGAAAACUUGUCGCCCAAGAAUUCAAUAAAUAGCGAGAGGUAUCGAACUUCGAAAGGUGACAUGGUGAAGGAAAAACCCAAGAUUUUGCGAUUAAAUACACCAAACGCGAAUUCUUUACGUGGUCAAUCGAUGAAGACAUCCAUUGAUAGGCAAAUUUCGAAUAUGUAUUCUACAGCAAAAGAUUCAAUUAACAUAAGGCCACAUUCGGCGACCGAAGGAAAGAAAAACAAGUUUCCGACAACCGAGAGAAGAGAAGACAUUGCAAAUACAACUGGAACGACCGUCGAUGAUCGUCGAUACCGCAACAAAUUCGUUAACAAGCUUUCCAAUAAUUCUCCCAAGAAAACAGGUCGUUUGACAAGAAUGUUUAGUCGCAUCGCAGAUUCGUCGAGCAACGGACGGAUAGAAAUGGAAAACGAAAGGGAUAAUACGAAUUCUCAUCGCGGAAAUGCUGGAAAUAGUAAAAUAGAUCAAAUCAACGUGACUGUCUCGCGAUUGACACCCGAGAAGAUAACGCAAAAUAAAAAGACAUUUUCUUUGAAAAUGACGGAUAUUUCUAUGCCGCGCAUGGAUGUAAAAAAAGAACAGAGGAAAUUCUUUUCUAGAUUACCUAUAAGAACGUGGAAACGCGUGAGAACAAAAGAACCCGCCGCAUUGCGUCCUAAGAGUGACAGAACGAACGAAGAUAAAAAACUCCAGGAAGUGGAAAACGAGACAGCAAAAUUGAAUAAUUAUUCAAAGAAGACAGAAAACGAUGACGUUUACACGAAAGAUCGCGUAGCCAUAAAUAACAACGAUAUAAAACGGAGUAAGCGUUUCGGAACAGGAUCGUCCAGUGUUGGUAAACCAGGAUUAACUUCUUUCGAUUUGAAGAGCAUAAGAAAAUCAAAGACUUAAACGCGACAACGACGACAUUCGAGCAAUGG
This is a messenger RNA of Cyphomyrmex costatus, 2141 nucleotides long. RefSeq lists its product as uncharacterized. The record is from RefSeq and is a predicted model, not a curated record. The transcript is spliced from 6 exons. NCBI's taxonomy places the organism in Eukaryota, Metazoa, Arthropoda, Insecta, Hymenoptera, Formicidae. The coding region runs from base 220 to 2112 and encodes 630 amino acids.